AUGUCUUCGGACACAGUCAGUUUUACAGCCCCGCUUUCCCAGGGGUUCGGCUAUGGGAUUAUUGUUGGGCUGGGCUUUGCCUUUGCCCUGCUGAUGAUCUUCAUCACGUGGGCAUUGAAGAGAUACCAGCAUGAAGUACAGACGUCAGAAAUGUUCUCGACUGCAGGGAGAUCCGUCAAAUCCGGGCUGGUUGCAGCCGCAGUUGUCAGUAGCUGGACAUGGGCUGCAACACUCCUUCAGUCGUCCACAGUCGCAUAUGAAUACGGCAUCUCAGGACCUUUCUUCUAUGCAUCAGGCGCCACUGUCCAGAUCAUCCUAUUUGCAACAUUGGCAAUCGAGCUCAAACGACGUGCCCCGAACGCGCACACCUUCCUGGAAGCCAUACGCGCCCGCUAUGGCACUACCGUGCACAUUGUUUUUACGGUCUUCUGUGUGAUGACCAACAUCUUGGUCACAUCCAUGCUGCUCACCGGUGGCUCUGCUGUUAUGACUUCACUCACAGGAGUACACACAGUUGCAGCCUGCUUUCUCCUGCCUAUCGGUGUCGUGCUCUAUACUCUCUUCGGUGGUAUCAAGGCAACGUUUAUCACAGACUAUAUGCACACCGUGGUAAUCAUCGUUGUGAUCUUCAUCUUCGCCUUUUCCGCCUAUGCGACCAAUGAGAAGCUCGGAUCCCCCGGCGCUGUCUAUGAUGCACUGGUUGCAGCCUCGAAGCGCCACCCGGUCGACGGCAACGCCGAGGGAAGCUAUCUGACCAUGAGAUCCAAGGAGGGUGGCAUUUUCUGGGUGAUCAACCUCGUGGGCAACUUCGGGACCGUCUUCCUCGACAACGGAUACUACAACAAAGCCAUUGCAGCCAGCCCCGUGCACGCCUUCCCCGGCUAUGUGAUCGGCGGUCUCUGCUGGUUCGCCAUCCCCUGGCUCUGCGCCAGCACAAUGGGGAUGACUGCGCUCGCCCUCGAGGGCACGCAGCGCCUGAGCUCGAGCGACGUGUCCGCGGGCCUGGUGCUGCCCUUCGCCGCCGUCGAAUUGCUCGGGUACAGCGGCGCAGUGUGCACCACGAUCAUGAUCUUCAUGGCCGUGACGUCGGCCUUCUCGGCCCAACUGAUCGCCGUCUCCUCCAUUUUCACCUACGAUAUCUACCAGGGCUACAUCAACCCCGAGGCGAAGGGCAAGCGCCUGGUUUGGAUCUCGCACAUGACCUGCGUGGUCUGGGCGAUCGCCAUGGCCGCCUUCUCCACCGGGCUGUACUACGCCGGAAUCAGCAUGGGGUAUCUGUACCUGUUGAUGGGCGUCAUCAUUUCCUCUGCUGUCUUCCCCGGCGCCAUGACCCUGGUUUGGAAGCACCAGAACUGGAUCGCCGCGGCAGUCUCGCCGCCCCUGGGACUGGCCAUUUCACUUAUUGCCUGGCUGGUGACUGCCAAAAAGGAAUACGGGGUUCUCACCGUUGCGACCACCGGAUCGAACUACCCGAUGCUAGCCGGCAACGUCGCCGCACUCCUCAGCCCCGUCAUCUUCUCCCCACUCCUGACCCUCAUCUUCGGCUCCCAGAACUAUGACUACGAAAGCAUGCGCGCCAUCCGCAAAGUCGACGACACCGACGUCGCCGCCGCCGCCCACGUCGACCCGGAGCAGAUCCCGGGCGAGGUGGUGUCGCGCACCGCGGCGCAGGAGGAAGAGGAAACCCGCAAGCUCAACCGCGCGGCGUUCUACUCGCGCACGCUGACCGUCGUCAUGGUGUUUUGUUUCCUAAUUCUCUGGCCUGUACCCAUGUACGGCAGCGCGUACGUCUUCAGCAAGAAGUUUUUCACAGGGUGGAUUGUCGUCGGGCUGCUGUGGCUGUUCUGCACGACGUUCGGCGUGGUGGUGUUCCCGCUGUAUGAGGGCCGCAAGAGUAUGGUCCGCACGGUGCGGUCGAUGGCGUUGGAUGUGAUGGGUAAGGGCGGUCGAAGGGGGAGGCCGAUUGAUGGGGAGGUUGUUGGGGGCGGGAGUGGGACUGUUUCUGGGGUGCAGACGCCGGUGUAUCUUGGAGAUAAGGGGGUCGUGGAGGGGGGAAGUGAGAAGUAG
Messenger RNA from Aspergillus saccharolyticus JOP 1030-1, 2067 nucleotides. Its product is annotated as sodium:solute symporter family protein. Gene Ontology annotation, biological process: urea transmembrane transport; spermidine transport; putrescine transport. NCBI's taxonomy places the organism in Eukaryota, Fungi, Ascomycota, Eurotiomycetes, Eurotiales, Aspergillaceae. The coding region runs from base 1 to 2067 and encodes 688 amino acids. Gene Ontology annotation, molecular function: urea transmembrane transporter activity; spermidine transmembrane transporter activity; putrescine transmembrane transporter activity. Gene Ontology annotation, cellular component: plasma membrane. The record is from RefSeq and is a predicted model, not a curated record. The transcript has 5 exons.